Molecule: messenger RNA, 996 nt
Organism: Nyctereutes procyonoides (raccoon dog)
Lineage: Eukaryota; Metazoa; Chordata; Mammalia; Carnivora; Canidae
Gene: FUNDC1
Product: FUN14 domain containing 1
Exons: 5
Coding region: 98-565 (155 amino acids)
Biological process (GO): autophagy of mitochondrion
Cellular component (GO): mitochondrial outer membrane
Source: RefSeq, a predicted model, not a curated record
GACCAUAGACUUUCACCUGGGCCUAGAAGGUCUCUUAAAGUAGUGGGGAGAGGAGGGCGGGUGGGGACCACCUUCAGAGCAGGCCGCCGGCGGUAUCAUGGCGACCCGGAACCCCCCUCCCCAAGAGUAUGAAAGCGAUGACGAGUCUUACGAAGUGUUGGAUUUAACUGAGUAUGCAAGAAGACACCAUUGGUGGAAUCGAGUGUUUGGCCACAGUUCCGGACCUAUGGUUGAAAAAUACUCGGUAGCCACCCAGAUUGUAAUGGGUGGAGUGACUGGCUGGUGUGCAGGAUUUUUGUUCCAGAAAGUUGGAAAGCUUGCAGCGACUGCAGUAGGUGGUGGUUUUCUUCUUCUUCAGAUUGCCAGUCACAGCGGCUAUGUGCAGAUUGACUGGAAGAGAGUUGAAAAAGAUGUAAACAAAGCAAAAAGACAGAUUAAGAAACGAGCAAAUAAGGCAGCACCUGAAAUCAACAAUAUAAUUGAAGAAGCAACAGAAUUUAUCAAACAGAACAUUGUGAUAUCCAGUGGAUUUGUGGGAGGCUUUUUGCUAGGCCUUGCAUCUUAAGAAGAUGAAUGUCUAUCACAGUGGAGUCACCUAUAAGAAGAGAAAUGGUGGCAACAAGGUGGUUUCUCAAUAUUACUCACCGCCAGAUUAUCCAGGGAAGCAAGAAACAACUAGGUGGAUAAUACUAAACUCAGCUUAGUGUUUUGCCAUUGAAGUUUGGCAAACUAGUAUCUGCUGUAAAAACAACCCAUAUGGUAUGUGUACAAUAGUAUUCCUGAGCAAAACAUGCCUUUCAUGUAUUUUUUAAAAAUUUGCAUUUGUUUUGAAAUUAGCCUAUAAAAUACCACCAUUGGAUGUAGAUCUAUAGAGAAAGAAAAUGUGUUGGAUAUAUUUUCCAGUGAAAUAUUAUCCUUGUUUUAUUUAAAUAAAAUGUUCUUCAUUUUGCUUUAUAGUAUAUUGCCCGUAAUUAAAAAUUUGUAUUAUAGCUUCAA